GUAUGUGGAGCGAGCCAUCGAGUACAGGCUGCACGAAAUCGAUCGGCAGGUGGCGGCGGUGCGUGAAGGCAUGUCUUGGAUCGUGCCGGUGCCGCUGCUGUCCCUGCUGACGGCCAAGCAGCUGGAGCAGAUGGUGUGCGGCAUGCCGGAGAUCUGCUGCGACGUGCUGAAGAAGGUGGUGCGCUACCGAGAGGUGGAUGAGCAGCACUCGCUGGUGCAGUGGUUCUGGCAGACGCUGGAGGAGUUCUCCAACGAGGAGCGAGUCCUCUUCAUGCGCUUCGUCUCGGGGAGAUCCAGGCUGCCCGCCAACACGGCCGACAUCUCUCAGAGGUUUCAGAUCAUGAAGGUGGACAGGCCGUACGACAGCCUGCCGACCUCUCAGACGUGUUUCUUCCAGCUGCGUCUGCCUCCGUACUCCAGCCAGGCCGUCAUGGCGGAGCGUCUGCGUUACGCCAUCAACAACUGCCGCUCCAUCGACAUGGACAACUACAUGCUCUCCCGUAACGUUGACAACGCCGAGGGCUCCGAUACGGACUACUGAACCCAGCAGGAAUGAAAGAAGAAACACACACACACACACAUAUUAAAGAAAGAAGAAACACACACACACACACACACACACACACACACACACACAGAGAGAGAUGCAUCGCCAUCACUGCACCAGUUGUAGGGAACUCCUGAGCAAGAUGGGCCACUUUUUACUUUUCAUUUUAUGUAUACUUUCAAAAAAAAAAGAAAAAGAAAAAAGAAAAAACAGCACAAAGUUUCAUUUCUCUUUGUGGUUUAUUAGCAGUUUUUAAAAAUGACACAAAAAUCCACAUGAGAAGUGCAUUUAGUGUUAAUUUUUUUUUUUUUUCCUUUUUUUUUUUCUUUUUCUUUUUUUUUUUCUCAUUUACUCCACAUCCCAUUUUCAGGGUUUCUGCAUGGAGGUAUGUUUAUUUGUUUGGACAUGUGUAUAGAAUAUUCAAAAGCAAAGGUGAUGGAGGGAAGAAAAAAAAAAAGGAAUAUUGUACAUUGUGUAAAAUGCUUCAUUAGGAAAAAUGUUUUGCAUAAUAUCCAUAUUUAUUGUUUUCAUUGCCUAUGCCGAGUUUCCCAAAGCAUUACAGAAGAAGAAAAAAAAGACAAAAACUACAAUAAAUGCUGCAUAAUUGAA
Scomber japonicus (chub mackerel) is the source of this 1156-nucleotide messenger RNA. RefSeq names its product probable E3 ubiquitin-protein ligase HERC1. The transcript is spliced from 3 exons. Lineage: Eukaryota; Metazoa; Chordata; Actinopteri; Scombriformes; Scombridae. Gene Ontology annotation, molecular function: ubiquitin-protein transferase activity. The record is from RefSeq and is a predicted model, not a curated record. The coding region runs from base 71 to 541 and encodes 156 amino acids.